AUGUUUUACUCGCAGUUUAUCUUGGCUAGGAAAGGGCCACUUGGGACGAUAUGGAUCGCAGCUCACUUAGAGAGGAAGCUGAGGAAGAACCAGGUGGCUGACACUGACAUUGGUGAAUCAGUAGGUGAGUUUCUCAUCAACCCUCAAAGUUUUAUCUGACAAGCAUACGAAUCGAUGGAUGCUCAACUUCUUUAAGACAUCUUUUCAGCUCUCGGUCAAGUUCAUAUAUUAACCAUUUAUUUUCUGUAUCCUCUAAAAUAGGGCAUGAAAUUUUCCUCUUCAGUUGAUGAUUUGGUUUCCUGUCGACAAAUUGUAAAUAUUUUAUGUCGUUAGUUUAAUGGGUAAAAACACAUAAUUGUAAGCUUUUAAAUUGCCAUUCUAUUUUUCGUUAUAUUUCCAGUGAAGAUAGAAUAUGUUAAAUUGCCAUUCGAUGUUUUUGUUAUAUUUUAAAGUAUACUUCUUAUCUCUCCGUUUUCCCAUCCUUGCUACUUUUUUCUUCCGUUAUCUUUUUUAUUUGAAAAUAAAAGUUCUUAAGGAUAUUUGGGGCCAAUGGUUCAUUUCAGGGUAAUCCAAACGCACAUUUCCCAAAAUUUUCCUUUCCGACUCAAAUUUGACAUUUUAAUGCAGACUCUUUUUUUUCCCUCAAAAUGCUGCGUCUCCAGGACUAUUAUCUGCAUUUAGUUUUGACAUUUAAAAGCUAACAUGCCAGGAAGUUUUUGUCAAAUCUGCUUGCCGCUAUCAGGUGUGUUAGGAAGCUGCUCGUUUAAUUGCCAAAUGUUUUAAUAAAUGUUUGGCAAUCAAAGCUUUGCAGGGUAAAGACGCUAAAUUGAGAAAAUGUCACAAAACCCUCAUCAGCAAAUAUUUAUGUUCUAGGCAUUAAUUUUUUCAAAACUUCCAUUAUUUGACAGGAGAGGUCAGAUUGGGUGAAUUUUAUACAGUUAGAAAAAGAUUGGUUGUUUAAAUACUCGUAUUUAACGACUACAAGUAUGAAUUUGUUGUUCAGAUAAUUGUCUAUUUAUGUCCCUGCCCUUUAUUUGCCAAUUCUGCCAUCAAAUCCUUUCAGAUUUGAGAAUCUGAUUUGAUUAUUACAUGAUGCUUCAAGUUAAAUAAUUGCGAGAAAUAUCAUUAAAAUUUAAUCCUUGUUAUUCAAUGUUUAUGAUCUAUUAACAUUUUAAACGUUUCGAAGUUUAUAGUUGAUACUCAUCAGAUAUCUCUUUUAUUCUGUUUCUUUUAUGUGCAUCAACCGUCUUCGCUUAGAUUGCUGAUUUGUCUGCCUGAUCGAAUUGAAAUCAUAGACGGGUGAUUCGAGGCCUACUUUCCAUCAUGAAUUACUGGUAUCAUUGGGAUUCCCCUGUCGCCUGCCCAACAGGGGAUGCUAUCCUGGGUGUGGUUUGGGGGGGGGGGGUUGGGGGUUGGGCCAGACAAUAUGGGAUGAAUUAUGGGCUUUUGGGCUAGAUACUCUCACCAUGUACUGGUGCUGUAUUGUUUCUCCUCGAGGUGUGAAGAACCAGGCUGUGAUUUGCCCACUCUUGCCUGGGCUUUUAGAGCUCAUGAUGUUCUCUAUCGUGCCACCAAAGGGGGAGGAAGAAGGAUGUAGAAACAAUAAAGGGAAAAAAAUGAAUUGAACGGUGAAAAGACUCUUGGCUAUCAUCAUUUCCUCUGGUUUAUCAUGUCCUAUUACGUGAGACUGUGCAUGCUUUGAUGUACUUUGUUGUCCUCUUCCUCGUGAACAGAAGGAAAAGAAAGCAAAAGAACCAAAAGUUCAGUCGUACAGUCACCAUUUCCUUCUUGUGAUUUAGUUUUGGGUUAGAAACAAAUCUCAACUAUUGUUUGGGGAAAAUACUGAUAUUCUUGUCUACAUGUCAGAGCUGUGCCUCUGUUUUAUGUAUUUGAUAUGUUCCUCUGCAGGUAGUCUGUAUUGUUUAUUUUGUCUCAAAAAAAUUCUCUUCACAUUGACAAUGUACCGCACCAAGGUUAUGUAGGCCAUAUUGGAAACUCAACAUAGAUAAAAUAAUUGAUUGCGUGCUUUACCAUCACCAAAAAGACUCGUCUGUCUUUUGAUGCUUGUCAUUCACUGAAGAAAAAGUUUCACAUCUGAGGGGCUUUCCCUUUCAAGGAGCCAGUUGUAUUAUUAAUAGAAAAACAAGAAAGACCUAAAAUACGAAUAAUAAAAAUAUGGGUUCAUACAUCAAUCAUUGAUGUCUAUCUGUCAUCUCGUUGGGAUAAAAUACAAACGUUGGCAUUUGAUGUCUUCUGACCUGUUUUGUCAUUAGUCGUAGAAGUCCAAACUCUUGGAAUCUCUGUGUUCUGUGACAGUUUUUUGUUCUAUCCACAGAAGAUAAGAAAAGUGGUGACGGAAAAGAGAAGUAGUAUUAACUGGAGAAAGCUUGCUAGUGAGAAAUCUGAACCAUGCAAUGGUACAAGACUCAGUGGGGAUAUCGGAUAACUGCAGACCAGAGCUGACAAACGGAAGCUGGAUUGGCAACAGCCUUUUAAAUAAUAGCGUUGACUUUACAAAAGAACUAACAGUUAUUGCUGUAUCUAUUGGUAAACUCACAAGGAGACUCUAUCGUUUAUCUCUAAAUGGGCUUUGGAAGUGGAAAACAGUUAUAUAAAACCUCCUGCUUUCGAAAUGACCCCUAGUGAGCUUAGGACGGAGUUUAAUCAUACGAAGUUUCUUAAACCUACAGCAUGUGGGUGUGGUCAGGGGACUGUCAAAUGACGGCCUAUUGAUAUGGCAGUUCCUUUCUGACGAUGCCACAGCUUCUACGUUCGUAGCAAAAAAAAAAUGUAGAGCAUACCUCAAUUAUGCUUUAAGGUGGAACGUUGCGCCGAGGUCGAGUUAAGACAGAGAGGGUAUUGUAUGUUUUGAUGUUUUAUGAUAUGAUAUAUGUUAGGAAGAGUAAUGUGAAGCCAUGGAUUUGGGUGGUGUAAGGUUCAAGAACAUUGGCUUGCUUCAUAAAUGUUGUUGGAGGCUUGGGAAGUAUGAGCAAAACCUUUAGUUUCUGGGUUAGUAGCAGUCAAGGAAAAACUUGGGUAGGGUGUAGGAUAAUCCUUCUCAAAUCAGUCAGGCAUUGUCUGAGAACUUUUUCAGUAUUCUUUCCCAAACUUACGAUGCAAAUAUAGAAAUCGAUAGUUCAUAAACCAUUAUUUGUGCAGACUCAUGAGCUUUGCCACUUGUUUGGCUAUUAUCAAGUUCUUCGAAAUGAAUGUGGAUCUUGGUCUGUUCUUGACUUUCUUUAUUGUCUAUUGAUUUCUGACAUUAUUGUGUUUUCUUCAGACUCGAUUCUCUUCCCAGACGUUCCAAUUGCUCUUCGCCUGUCAAGCCACCUUCUUCUUGGAGUGGUGAGAAUAUAUUCAAGGAAGGUGAACUAUCUUUUCCACGAUUGCAGCGAGACUCUACUCAGGGUAAAGCAAGCAUUUCGUUCAACAGCAGUUGAUCUUCCUCCAGAAGAAUCUACUGCACCUUAUCAUUCCAUCACUCUUCCAGAAACUUUUGAUCUUGAUGAUUUUGAGUUACCAGAUAGUGCCUUAUUGAAUGGGUUAGUUCUCGAUUUCUCUAGUCUCUGAUUUCUUGCGUGUUUAAUGUCUUUGCCUGCUUUGUGCCAUUGCUCAUCUUCACAUUUUUAAUUCCUUAUGCAAGCACCUUUUGUUCUGUUAUCUUGCAGCAACUUUGUGGAUCAUCAUAUCAGUACAAGAGAACAGAUUACAUUGCAGGACACUGUGGACGCCACGGGAUACUCCAUAUCACAGUUUGGAUUGGAUGGUUGGUAUCCUUAUUCUUUGUACAGUCUUCUCUUUACCACGUGAUAGGUUAGUGAAAAUGUGAGUGUGCACAGAGAACCCAUACUACCUGCCUUACCCUUUCGCCUAACGGGAAUGAGCAACAACGAAAUGACGAGAAACCCGGGCACCCUAGGUAUGUGAGCUCUGUUGGCCUACAGUCGUCCCACUGUGUUCGUGGGGGGGAGGGGAGAGAGAGAGACAGAGAGAGACAGAGAGAGAGAGGGGUAGGGGCCCUCCAUUUCAAAUCUUGAAGUCUACGUGGCGAUUUGGUCAUCAUAUUGUUCUUCAGCAGAUGCCGAGAAUAAGAUGCAGCUGGGUUAAAAAAUGUGCGAAUGCUGAAAGCUUCCGAUAACCCAAGAGGAUGGGUUGAGGGGGAGAGAGAGAGAGAGAGAGAGAGAGAGAGAGAGAGAGAGAGAGAGAGAGAGAGAGAGAGAGAGAGAGAGAGAGAGAGAGAGAGAGAGAGAGAGAGAGAGAGAGAGAGAGAGAAGCUGAUUAUUUUUGGCAUAACCACCCCCCGCUCAAAAAAGAUAAAAGAAUUACACAGAGAGACAGACAAACACACCCUUACACACCACCCCCCCUCCCACCCCCCACCCGCCGUAUGCAUAAACAAGUAGAAUGGACUAACCUGGCCCCAAAUAGAUGACUGAAUUGAUUCGUUUUUGCUACUCUGACUUUCAGAAAGAUUUGGUGAUGGAGAUGCUUCUCAAAUUGGCUUGGACCUCGAUGAGGUGAGUCGAGUUGCCUCCUUGUUUUACUGUGAGAUUGGAUCUGUUUGGAACUUAAUCUUCCUGGUGUUUAUUUUCUGAUUAUGUUUUUGUUGGCAUCCAUAUAUUUUCAAUUUUGCGUCUUUAUUUCUUAUUACUUUUACUUUCGUAAAUCUGGCCUCAUAUUAAAUGUAAAGUCCAAGCUUCUAUAAAGUGCUCGUUAAUAGGGCUACCUGCCUGACUGUUUCUCAUCAUCACAUACAUUAUCCGAUUAAUUUUGGUGUUUGCGAGUUCCAAUAUGGGAGCCAAGGAUUUUCUGUAGAUGACUGGCUAUGUCGAACAUCAACCCUCAAACUAGUGCUUCCGCUAGCAGGUCCGACCAGUGUUGCUGUUGACCGGAGUUUUGAAACCAUGAUAAUCCACUGCCUAAGCAAAUAAGCAUGCAUAUACACAUAAUUGAAUGCUCUCAUUCAGAACCACGAGUAUUAGAGUUUGGGCAAAAUGUGUCAUGGAUAUGGCCAUUCACCCAUGGGUGUUUGUAUCAUAGGAAUGAGAAAUGUGCUGUGCAAAUGGCCAUUAACAUUUGAUUCAUCCGUCUUGUGAUACGUGAGUGGUGAACUUGGGUCAAUCAAGUUUUGUUGAUCCAUUCCUUCCUCAUGGGCAAUUUGCAUUAAAAGUUUUAGGCAACCACCUAGGUCGUUGAAAAUAAGGCUUGAAAUCUAGGUGUUUGAGGCAGGUUAGAAUGCUCACCUUGAUGUCUUGGGCACCUGGGCCGUCUUCUCACUUAGGCAUCUUGCAGCCAGUGCCUUGAAAACGACUUUUUGGGCUGUAGAUAGCCUAUAAGAAGUCCCAUAAAACCUCAUUGGAGAUUAAGGAGUCCCAUCAGAUUUAGUAGUUUGUGUGGUAGAUGGCUCAGGUUCUGCAAUGCGUAUGUUUCUGUAUUUAUUUUGAUUUUGAUUUUCUUCAAGUUCUUAACAACCAUGGUUUCAGGGAUUCGCUGGUAGAUGGCAAACAUUUUCUCAUUGUGUGCAAGUUGCUAAAAGAAACAUGCACACGAUCGCCAAGCAUCAUGAUAGCAAAAUGCCUGCUUUGACCUAUGACCAAUUUUGAUAAGUUCCCUAUGUCCUUUUCUCGUAUGUAUUUGGAUCUUCUAAAAAAAUUUCUGAUCAGAAACUGUGCGUAAAAUGGGGACCGAGAUUAGCGGAAACAAUUAUCAUAAGUGCCCCUUCGUACUGAGAACUUGGACUGGAUAAUGAGGAAAUUUGGGAAAUUCAGCGCCUUAAAUGUAAACGUGGUGUACCGUAUGGCUGGAUUGAUAUGACAGACUUCAUCUCUCCAAACCCGAAUGGCUGGAUUUUUGUUAUUGUUUCUAUUGUUGUUGAUGAUGAUGUGAUAUUAGCACUUUCUUUCUUCUAGCGUUUUUUCUGUUUACUUGUCAAUUAAUCGAUUUCUGAGUGUUGACCCUUUGCUUUGUCACAAUAGGAUAUUGUCUUGGACAAGGGAUCUUCCAUUCCCGAUAACCUUUUGGGCUCAGAAGAGUAUGUAUCUCCUGCAUCUCAACAAUUGUAUCGGGUUUUCAUCACUAUUUUUGGUCUAUGCUGAACGCUUUUGAAUUAUCAAGUUUUCUUCAACAUCCUUUUUUCAUUUUACGGCAUUAGGCUAAAAUUGAAUGAACUUGUCAACACGUAGAGAAUCCAGAUACUAGUGAAAAGGAGAAACCAAAGUUCUGGAGAACUUAUCAAAUUCAGAAUCCCUAACCAAUGUAUAAUGCAUAUAAUAGCGCUUCAAAUGUGCACACAUUUUUAAUUAAAAUUCCAAAAGAAGGAAAAUAUUAAUAAAAUAUAAGUUCUCUAUUUGUAAUACAUGCUUAUUGCAGUAGUAAUGUCAGUGAUACUUUCUCAGGAACUUUAUAUCAGCAUUAUCGUUCACAUACAUGCUGUUUGGAACUAUGGUGCAGCUUUAUUAGAGAUAUCCUCUGUUAUUCUACCGCCGCAUAUGUCCUUCUCGUGUCCAUGUUUCCUUUCUGCAAAAUCUGGUGAAAUGAAAAAUGAAUGUCAUAUUUGCAGCAUGGAACAUAAGAUUUCUCUCCAGCAUGAGGAACCUUUUCCAAGUAUGGAUAUCGAUAAUGAUUAUGAUGAGCAUAAUGCUGGGACUUCAAAGAAUAUUGGUGAAGAUUCUGCCAUUCACUUUGGAAGACGCAUCCCUCGAAAGUUGCAGGAUAUGAGUGAAGAAGGCCCUUCAUUACUGAGCCAUUGUGAGCAUAUUGAAAGAUCACCUUCUGUUCCAGAUGAUACGAUUGUUUCUUUCCGUAUCCAUCAAACCCUUCCAGACACCAUUGAAAAUGCACAAACGCCAAGUACUCCUGCAUUAAUUCAAGAGGCGAUACCUGCCAAUGUCCAAAACAUUGCUUUGAGUCCAUCUGGAAAAGCUUCACCAUCUAAUGACGCUGAAGCUGUUGUUGUGAAUCCAUCACGUUCUCACAUGGAAUCCGAAUGCCAUGACUCCGAUGAGAGUGGUGAUUUAGUUAAGGACAAACAUGAUUCUUGCCUGAAUCAGGCUAACAUAGCAUCUAAAGGUGGCAAUUCCGAACUGUCACUCAAAGAGCCAGUUCUAGGUGAAUCAGAAUUUCUUGAUGGAGUAGAGCAAUCGCAUGCUGAUGGAUUAUCAAUUGAGGUGCAAGGUUUGUUUUGCAUUCAACAUAAUUUCCUUCUUUCCACAUGAACAACAAAGUAUUAUUCUUAUGCCUACUGUUAUUUUCUAGGUGAGGAUGUUCACUUGCCUAGUGUUUCAAAUGCUGACACAGGUGUUACCAAGAAGUCGGGAAAUGUAGUUUCCCAACAAGGGACGGAUUGCAGUAAGGAUGAGGAUUUGGGUGAUGUGAUUUCGAAGGGUUCCCGGAUAGAGAUCAAUUGCUCGGCAAGUAGUGAAUAUCCUGAACCUGAAAGGAUGCUCUUAGGCACUAGGGGGGAUCAAGGUGUGGCAAAGGAUUUAGAGCAAUGUACUAUUGCGGAGAAAGGUGUCACAGAAUCUGAUGGAAGUGUUGAUCGGGGAGUAAGUACCCGUGGCAGAAAACGACACUUAACAGAAAGUAGUCCUUUUCAGCUGAAUGGGAUUUUGGCCAAGUCGUCCAGGGCAUCCCAAUCAGGAAGAAAUGCAGAGUAUAUCCCUGAUGACGAUGAUGUGCUGGCAUCUAUUUUAGGUAUGGGCCUUUACUUGACUUCUCUAGUUUCAUACGAAUAGCUGUGGUCCUUUGAAAAUUCAUGAUGAUUGCUGGAAAAUUGUGUAUGUUGCCUAUUUUUCUAUGCACAUGUGUAAAUCAAGUUCCUAUUACCUCAUGGUUUAUGUACUUUUACUCUUCUCUAGUUGGACGGAGUUCUGCUCUGAAGUUGAAGUCUACUCCAACUCUUUCAACUAUGCCUCCUUCAAAACGACAAAGGCAGGCUUCUAGGGCCGGUGUGCCUAAGAGAAAGAUGCUAUUGGAUGAUACUAUGGUCUUACACGCUGAGUAUGUUUCUUGUCUGUGCUAUGCUGUAAAUUUUCUGUUUAAUGUUUUCAUUGUCUGUUCUAGCUGCUAUAUUUAAUUUCAUUUUGCAAUUCCAUGUCGGAUAUCGUUUGUUCAUUCGUGAUGUUUAUUCAUCAAAUAUUGAUUGAUUUUCCCUUUAUCAGUGCUAUACGAGAGCAGCUGAUAAGUACUGAAGAUAUACGUCGAACACGAAGGAAGGCUCCAUGCACUCGUCCUGAAAUCUGGGUGAUCCAAAAAUGCUUGAUAGAGGAAGGGAUUUUCUGUGAACCUGUUUUGACUGGUGAGGUUAUCGUUCAAAACAUUUUUUCAAGAGUAUUCUUCCAGCAUUUCACCCAUUUUACGUUUCUUGACCAAUUGCCUGCUCAUUCGGUAGAAGUCACAUUGCAGUCGCUUGUCUUAGUUAUGAGGAGAUUGUUAAUACAAUGAAACGCCUAUCUACACAUAGGAAUCGAAACUCUUCUUAAAUAAGCAACGGAAGAGCGAAAUACCUUGUUUGCCCAUAAAUUUUUCAUUUUACCGAAUCGUAGACUCUUAUUUGGCAGAAGACGUAUCAACGUCACUUACAGAAAAGUAACUCUCAGAGAUUGUUUUUUUUUUUUUUUUGAGCAUGCCGUGGCUGAUUGGGUUCAUUUUUACUGAAUUUGACAGAUGCUUUAUGAAGUUUACAAUGUUUAAUUCCCCGCUGAAGAUUACCGAAAACCAGUAACCUAGAUUUGCCAUAAUUUAUUAAUGCUGAGCUAUAAUAACAUAACAGCCACUUUCCAGGGAUAUGGUUGUGAAAGUGGAUGAGUGGUUUAAGGAUAUAUAAUCAACUAGAUGAAAACUCCAAUUGUUAGCCAUUGAAGCUCUAAUAAUUCGUUUGAAUAUUGUUUUAGUCAACCAAAUUUACACCUUAUCCUGUCCAUUGAGGAUCGGCUAGCAUCAAUGUUCCUGUUCUCCAUUCUAAUACGAUUAAUGACGUGCUUGGUUAGCAUCCUGAAUGAUGCAAGCAUCUAGUUACCUAAGAUGCUAAUGAUGUACUGAAUUUCCUGGCAAUCUAACAUGUCAGAAGAUGUGACAAUGGAUCUUUAAAUUGAUCUAGUAUAUGAAGUAAUGACAUACAAUUCUUUAACAAUAUUUUUCGUGAAUGCUUUUCCUCUGUUAACUGUUGACUAACUUGCUCGUGAACAAUAAUAAUGCAGAGUAGUGUUCAACGAGCAUAGCCAUGUGAAUCAAAUAUUUUCAAUGGUUCAUUUCUUAUUUUCUGUUAUGUCCAUAGUUCCAUAGUCAAGUUGUUUCAUUAAUUUUACGCGGUGAUAGUUCCCCCCCCUCCCCCCAAUAUUUACCAUUGUACGAAUACUAAUUUCUGCAUUUCAUUCCGAUGUUGAAUGUGAUCUAAGCGCUUCUAAUGAGUGAAAAUAUUUGAUAUAAUUAUGAAAAUUUCCUUUCAUGUUCGAUUGGUUCGUCCUGGAGGACAUGUAAUUAUGCCAUUCUUUCAUCCACUAAAGGCACUGAUUUGAUCUGUCCCUUCCAUCCAGGUAUGCCUCUGGAGUUGGUGAUUCUGCACAGCCAGACAUUCGACCUAAAUGAUGCUCCUGAUUCAGGGUUUAAUACAGACUAUUCCCAUUUAGAAUUACCGAAAAUACAGAACAACUCUGACUUUAGUGAGAAAUCUAAGGUCAACGAGACAGAGAAUAACCCAAAAGCUGCAGCCAAAGAUGACGGCGAAAAAGAGGAGAUUUCUGAUGUCCUUGAAAUCUCUCAGACGACGCCCAGCUCUCUUGCAGACGUUGUCCUCGGCGAUGCCAACAACAGGGCUCAGUCAGCCUCACUAACUGCUCCACAUUUGGUGGAGGCAACUGCUGAGACCUCAUCCUCUAACAAAGGAGAUGACGACAUGAAUACUACUAAUCUUGGGGUGAUUGCGCCAGAAGGUGAUUACUCAAGCUGCCAAACUCACUGCGUUGAACCCAAAUGCUUGAGGGUACCGCGGUUUUUCAUAUGACAAACUUUUCAAAUGAACCAGGUGCCUUGGCCGAUUCAACCUGUGACCAGAGUGUGGAGCAUGAAGCUGUGCCUGGCGGUGUAAAUGACGAUGGUAACCCCAUCUCUGAGAUCUCCCCUGUGAAGGCACCACAGUCGCGACUCGACACCGAAGUAGAAGAGAACCCCUCAACCGUAGGCGAGAACUCUGGCUUCCACGACACCAUGGACUUGGAUAGGAGCCACUUUGACUCCGCCGCCCCAAGAGACUCCAAUGUAAGCUACCUCUGUUGGUUGCACCAUCCUAAGCAGUGCAUAUUGGGGGAAUCGCUUCCGUCGUGGGUUCUUGUGGUUCUUCCACAAAUAGCAAAAUAUUUGAUAUCCUGCUUGACGAACGGCUCGUUUAAUUCUGGUGCAGGAUUUCUGCAGCGCUGUGGGCGGGAACGACACAGGUUCGUCCCCUUUCCUUCUCAGGCUGAUCGCUGCAGCUCGUUGCCUGAAUGGGGUUAAUUGAUUUCUAUAGGUGGUAAUAAGUGGGAUCUGAGGGAGAUUUCCGUUGACUAAUUGUUGGUUUGAUCUCCCAAUCCUCGUCUCCCAGGGUUUCUAAAUGUAGAUGACGAAGUUGACUUCGAUGAAGAGGUGGAGAAUGAGCUGCCCGACACCGAAGAGGCCCAAUCCACUGAGAACAGCGGCUGGUCGUCUCGUACCAAGUACUCUCCCACCCCCCUCGUCUCCUUUUCUGCCUGGUACCUGGUAGCCACUGAUGAUUAAAUCAAACCAUUCUCCAAAAGGGGUGUUGCAAGAUUCCUCAGAUCCUUGUUCGACGAGGAGACCGGCCGGGGAAGAACAGCCGUCGCCGUUGACCAGCUCUUGGCGGGUAAAACCCGGAAAGAAGCAUCAAGAAUGUUCUUUGAAACAUUGGUAUGUGUGAAAAAUAAAUAUAUUUAUUCAAUCUGGAUGAAUCUGCGUGGUGGGUUCUGAUGAUCAUCUGAAACUGGUCUCUCUCCAGGUGUUAUCCACCAAGGACUACAUACUCGUUGACCAGGAGAACUCCUUCAAGAACAUCAGCAUCAAACCCAGAUCGAAGCUCCUGAAAUCCGACUUCUGA
Messenger RNA from Spirodela intermedia, 11086 nucleotides. The record is from the annotation of a GenBank genome assembly. NCBI's taxonomy places the organism in Eukaryota, Viridiplantae, Streptophyta, Magnoliopsida, Alismatales, Araceae.